Molecule: messenger RNA, 1173 nt
Organism: Pyrgilauda ruficollis (rufous-necked snowfinch)
Lineage: Eukaryota; Metazoa; Chordata; Aves; Passeriformes; Passeridae
Gene: CUNH6orf120
Product: chromosome unknown C6orf120 homolog
Exons: 3
Coding region: 271-828 (185 amino acids)
Source: RefSeq, a predicted model, not a curated record
UUGCGGGCCCCGCCCCGGGGCGGGGCUUUCCCGCGGUGCCCCGGCCGCGCUGCCGCACGUCCGCGAGUCCCCGCUGCUCUUCCUCGCCGUGGCAGCGGCCUUGCCGGAGCCGGAGCCCCAGCCCCGCGGCAGGUCGGAGAUAACUUUAAUUAUUUUCUGGUCAGAUGUGGAGCUCCUCCUGCGGCUCUGCUCGGCUUUUUCAUCACUACUUCGAUGGACAAGUGACAGGUAGCACAAGACACAGGAAGAAUCCAAAUACAACUGAAGACCAUGGCAACACACUGGAGAAGAAUCCUCACAGUAUUUGUGACAGCUCAAGUACUAUUUGUGGUAAAUGCCUUUGAGGAAGAGGAUGUACCUGAAGAAUGGAUUCUUCUUCAUGUUGUCCAAGGUCAGAUUGGAGCAGGAAACUACAGCUAUUUGAGACUAAAUCAUGAGGGAAAGAUCGUUCUUCAGAUGCGGAGUUUAAAAGGUGAUGCGGACUUGUACGUGUCUGAUGUGACACUUCACCCCAGCUUUGAUGAGUACGAGUUACAGUCUGUGACUUGUGGCCAGGACAUCGUCCACGUGCCUGCCCACUUCCGCCGCCCCGUGGGAAUAGGGAUUUAUGGCCACCCCUCUCACCUGGAGAGUGAGUUUGAAAUGAAGGUGUACUAUGAUCGAACAGUUGUACAGUACCCGUUUGGAGAGGCUUCUUACAACCCUGAGGAGAUGGAGGCAAACCAGAAAUACUCACAGUCUACAGAAGAUGAAUCUCAGGAUGAGGAGUCUGUUUUCUGGACUAUACUUAUUGGAAUCUUGAAAUUAAUACUUGAAAUCCUUUUUUAAAUUGAUACACACUGGACUUAAGCCACACUUCAUCCUGUGAAAUUGGUAUGAAUGACUUGCUGUAAUACUCACUAUGUUUCCUGAAGAUAUUCAGGUUACAUUUCCAAAACCGGAAAGGAAGUGGGGAGAAAAAGCCAUAUUUAAUUUUUUAUUGUAAAUCCUCCCCAAUAUGUAAAACGAGCAACCAGGACAGUAUUUGCAGUGCUCUUCAGAGAUCAGGGCUUAAAAAUGAAUGUACAGUUGGGAUCUUGUUAAAUUCGCUUAAAAUAGGUGCUUAGGAAAAUCAAUUCCAAUUCAGUAUUUUCUAUUUUUUUUUUAAUAAAGAAAAAUGAAUAAACUACUGCA